GUCUCCCUCUGAAAUGCUCCUACUUUCGCUAAACCUUCCUCUCCACAUCUGGUAUGCCUGAAGAUCAUGUCCUCGCAUUCAAGCCUUUUCCAUCUCUCUCCUGCAAUUUCCUGCAUUCUACCACGAUCUUGUUUGUCCUUCGAGUGUGUCUGGUCAUUGGGGGCUAAAGAUCACAAGCGACGAAACUCUCCCUUGAGAUGCUGCCCUAUAUCCAAUCCCGGGACUGGUCAAGAUGGGUUUCAACAUGAUGAUGAUCUGCCGGUCAUAAAGUGGCGUGAGGUUGUAGAGGAUCACACUGAUAGGGAAGCAGAUGAUCUCAAGGAACGCGUGGACUCCAUCAAAAAGAUGUUGUCGUCGAUGAAUGAUGGAGAAAUCAGCAUUUCAGCUUAUGACAAAGCCUGGGUUGCUCUUGUACAAGAUGUCAAUGGAAGUGGUCUUCCCCAGUUCCCAUCUACCCUUCGCUGGAUUGCCAACAAUCAGCUUCCCGAUGGUUCAUGGGGUGAUGGUGAAAUCUUCCUCGCUUAUGAUCGGAUACUCAACACUUUAGCCUGCGUUAUUGCCUUAAAAUCAUGGAAUAUUCUUCCUGAAAAGUACCAAAAAGGAAUUUCAUUUUUGAAUGAAAAUAUGUCAAAGCUUGAAUCCGAGAAUGAUGAGCACAUGCCAAUUGGCUUUGAAGUUGCUUUUCCUUCGCUUGUGGAAAUUGCUCGAAGUUUAAACAUUGAAGUACCUUACGAUUCUCCUGUCUUUCAAGAUAUAUAUGCAAAGAGAAAUGUAAAGCUCGAAAGGAUUCCAAGGGACAUCUUGCAUAAAGUGCCCACAACUCUGCUCCAUAGCUUGGAAGGGAUGCCAGACCUAGACUGGGAAAAGCUUCUUAAACUAAAGUGCCAAGAUGGGUCCUUCUUGUUCUCUCCUUCGUCCACUGCCUUUGCAGUCAUGCAGACCAAAGACCUAAAUUGUUUGAACUACUUAAAAAGGGUGGUCCAGAGGUUUAAUGGUGGAGUCCCCGCCGUGUAUCCAGUGGACUUGUUUGAACACAUUUGGGCAGUGGAUCGGCUGCAGAGGCUAGGAAUUUCCAGAUACUUUCAGCCAGAGAUCAAGGAAUGUAUAAAUUAUGUUUCCAGAUAUUGGACACAUAAAGGGAUAUGUUGGGCGAGAAAUUCAAAGGUUUAUGAUAUUGAUGACUCGGCCAUGGGAUUCAGGUUACUUAGGUUGCAUGGCCACGAGGUUUCCGCUGAUGUGUUCCAGCAUUUUGAGAAAGGUGGGGAGUUCUGCUGCAUUGGCGGGCAGUCUACACAGGCUGUGACAGGAAUGUUUAACCUGUAUAGGGCAUCUCAGGUGCUCUUUCCAGGAGAGAAGAUCCUUGAGGAUGCAAAGCAAUUCUCAUCCAAUUUCUUGAGAAAAAGACAAGCUGCUAAUCAGCUCUUUGACAAAUGGAUCAUUAUGAAGGACUUAUCUGGCGAGGUAGGGUACGCACUGCAAUUCCCAUGGUAUGCAAGCUUACCUCGCGUGGAGACAAGAUUCUACUUAGAACAGUAUGGAGGCCAAGAUGAUGUCUGGAUUGGCAAAACCCUUUACAGGAUGCUCUUUGUCAGUAAUAAAACCUAUCACGAACUGGCAAAAUUGGACUACAAUGAUUGCCAAGCAUUACAUCGGAUGGAAUUGGAUACUAUUCAAAAGUGGUACAAAGAAUGCAAUCUGGGAGAGUUUGGAUUAAGCAAAAGAGCUCUUCUGUUGGCUUAUUUUUUGGCAGCAGCCAGUAUUUAUGAACCGGAAAGGUCAAGGGAACGACUUGCUUGGGUUAAAACCACAGCCUUGGUCGAGACAAUCGCAUCUUAUUUUGAUAAGGAAGAAAUGAGGAGAGCCUUUCUAAAUGAAUUCGUGAAAAGCAACAAUCCACGAGACUACAUUAUCAGGAGAAAUUCGAAUACAAAGAAGAAUGGGGAGGCAAUCCUCGGGAUUUUGCUUGAAUUCCUAAAGCAUCUCUCAUUGGAGGCAAUAGUUGAUCAGGACGGACAAGAAAUCAUCCACCAUUUACGGCAAGCGUGGGAGAAGUGGCUGCUUGAGUGGUAUAGCGACGGCGAUAGGCACAAAGGAGAGGCAGAGCUACUCGCGCAUAUGAUAAAUGUCACUGCAGAUCAUUCAUUUUCAGAAGAGCUAUUGUCCCAUCCUCAAUAUAAGAGACUGUCCGGCCUCAUUAACAAAGUCUGCUACAAACUUAGCUCAUACCAAAAGGACAAGGUAGACAACAAUUGCAGCCACAAUAUUACUUUAUAUGCUAAUUAUUACGUCACAACCCCAGAAAUAGAAUCUGAGAUGCGAGAACUUGUGCAAUUGGUACUCCACAACUCCAAAGAUGACAUUCAUUCUGAUAUAAAGCAAACAUUUCUCGCAAUAGCAAAGAGUUUAUAUUAUGCAGCUUACUGUGAUCAUGAGACGAUCAACUUCCACAUUGCCAAAGUACUAUUUGAUAGAGUAGUUUGAGUCUUUUGUAUGUGUACAUUGAUUCUGUCAUUAUGUUGAGGAAGAGAAGAUUUUUGAUGAAAUCUUCAAAAGAAAGAAACUACUUUGAGUAGUGCUCAGUCACUACUUGUAUAUCUAUUAUAUGACAAUCAGUUUAAACUCUUACAAAACUUUGUAAACCGACAUGAUCUCUACACAAAAAAA
Molecule: messenger RNA, 2664 nt
Organism: Juglans microcarpa x Juglans regia
Lineage: Eukaryota; Viridiplantae; Streptophyta; Magnoliopsida; Fagales; Juglandaceae
Product: ent-copalyl diphosphate synthase 1-like
Exons: 15
Coding region: 67-2481 (804 amino acids)
Biological process (GO): gibberellin biosynthetic process
Cellular component (GO): chloroplast
Molecular function (GO): terpene synthase activity; magnesium ion binding
Source: RefSeq, a predicted model, not a curated record